Molecule: messenger RNA, 723 nt
Organism: Uncinocarpus reesii 1704
Lineage: Eukaryota; Fungi; Ascomycota; Eurotiomycetes; Onygenales; Onygenaceae
Exons: 3
Coding region: 1-723 (240 amino acids)
Biological process (GO): regulation of synaptonemal complex assembly
Source: RefSeq, a predicted model, not a curated record
AUGCACAGUGACUCUGAAGUGCAGAAAUUUUACCUUGACGCUAGAGCCCAUAUAUCAGACUUCCGAAACGCAGCCUCAGUUUUGUUGGAUAAGGAUCUAAGUGACGACUCUGAAGAAUUGAUUAAAAAGUAUCGAACCCUGCUUGCUUUUGAUUUUGAAGCUGCUGUUAGGUUGAAACAUUGGGAAAGUUUGUGUGAGAUUUUGUACGAGUCUCGGCAAGUGGCAGAUGAUACGCUCUAUGGCUUAUUUGCGGAUUGUAUUCUCUGCUCAGACUGCCCUACUGAGGAAAUAGUUAAGAUUUUUGAGAUCAUCAUCCAAGCGUAUCAUAAGACAAAACCGCAAAACAUUGACAAAGUAUCCCGUUGGAUUCGCUGUGCCUUCCAGCUCUCGAUCGAAUCCAGCCCUGAAGCUGCAGAAUCGGUACUCGACCAAGCAUACAUACUAGCGCGAGAUGGCCCAGAAUACCAAAACCAAAGACCAGAUGAAGAAAUCGUGCAAGGCGCUGGAUCCUCCUCUACUCAACUUGCAUAUCCCAACGAGGAACUCGAGUGGUUAGCGACAACAGCUUUUAACCACGCAAUUGACCUCUAUCUAGCCUCUGAUGACACCGCUAGUCGACGAUGGUAUGGGAAAGCACUUGAUCUAGCUCGCUUGCUGCAUGACAAUGGAGGCCUGUGGCAGAUACUGCAGGAGAAGUUUGGAAGGUUGAGUUGGGACGAUUAA